AUGAGUAACCGGCUUCGUCUCAAAACUUCAAUUGACACUAUUCGUUGGUUAACACUUCAAGCUUGUGCUUUAAGGGGUCACGAUGAAACUAACAAUUCAAGAAAUCAAGGUAACUUUCUCGAAUUGUUAAAACUUUUAGCAUCUUACAAUGAUGAAAUUGCAAAAGUUGUGUUGGAAAAUGCUCCACAAAAUUGCAAAUAUACCUCACAUCAAAUUCAAAAAGAGCUCUUGCAAAUUCUUUCUAGUAGGGUGAAAAAACAUAUUCGUGAGGAAAUUGGUGAUUCCAAAUUUUGUAUUGUUGUAGAUGAAGCUCGUGAUGAGUCAAAAAAGGAAAAAAUGGCUCUUGUAUUAAGAUUUGUUGAUAAAGUUGGUUUAAUACAAGAGAGAUUUUUUGAUGUGGCACAUGUUAAAGACACCACGUCUUUAACUCUUAAGGAAGCAAUAUGUGAUAUACUCUCUCGACAUAACCUUGAUGUGUCUAACAUUCGCGGACAAGGGUAUGAUGGUGCUAGCAACAUGAGAGGAGAAUGGAAUGGUUUACAACUACUCUUUAUGAAGGAUUGUCCUUAUGCAUACUAUGUUCAUUGUUUUGCUCAUCGAUUGCAACUUGCCUUGGUUACAACAUCAAGAGAAGUCAAACCAAUUCAUAAAUUCUUUGAUAAACUGAUUUUUGUAGUCAAUGUUGUUUGUUCUUCCACUAAGCGCCAUGAUGAGUUACAAGCUUCCCAAUUAGAAGAGAUUGCAUAUUUGUUAGAGAUUGGUGAGAUUGUAACUAGUAAAGGUUCAAAUCAAAUUGUUACUUUGAAACGAGCUGGAGAUACCCGUUGGGGAUCACAUUACAAUUCUAUUUGUAGCUUGAUAAACAUGUAUGAAGCAACUUGUUCAGUUUUUAAAAAAAUUGCAAAAGAAAGGGGAAAUUAUACUACACGUGGGGAUGCAGAUAGUUCUUACAAUUACUUGAAGGCAUUUGAUUUUAUAUUUAUUUUGCAUUUGAUGAAAGAAAUUAUGGGGAUAACAGAUAUGCUUUGUCAAGCCUUGCGAAAACAAAAUCAAGAUGUAGUUAAUGCCAUGGACUUGCAUGGUAUUGAGAUUCCCGAUCUUAAUGAUAUUCAUUCAGCAACAAGAUUUGGACGAUCUCUCCUUGAAGAAAAUCAAGUCACAAUUCAACAUUACUUCAAAGUUGAAAUCUUUUUCACUACCAUUGACAAACAGUUACAAGAGUUGAAUAGCAGAUUUAGUGAGCAGGCAAUGGAUUUGUUAACUCUUUCUUGUGCUUUGUCUCCUAAGGAUGGGUAUAAAGCUUUUAACAUUGAUACUAUUUGUUCUCUAGUUGAAAAAUAUUAUCCUAUGGAUUUUAGUGAUCAAGAGAAGAAUAAUUUGCAAUUUCAACUUCGGCAUUUUCUAUUUGUUGCUCGCCAAGCAUCAAAUUUGAAUAAUUUAUCAACUAUUCAAGAGUUAUGUUCAUGUUUGGUGGAAACUGGACAAGCUGAAAUUUAUUUCUUGAUUGAUAGGCUACUUCGCCUUAUCAUGACUCUUCCAGUUUCUACGGCAACAACUGAGAGGUCUUUUUCAGCAAUGAAAAUUAUCAAGACUAAGUUGAGAAACAAGAUGGAUGCUGGGUUUCUAAGAGAUAGCAUGGCAGUUUAUAUUGAAAGGGAGAUUAGUGCAAACAUUAGUUCUGAGUCUAUUAUUGAAGAUUUCAAGUCACUCGGAACACGUAAAGCUUUAUUAUAA
Vicia villosa (hairy vetch) is the source of this 1734-nucleotide messenger RNA. RefSeq lists its product as uncharacterized. NCBI's taxonomy places the organism in Eukaryota, Viridiplantae, Streptophyta, Magnoliopsida, Fabales, Fabaceae. Gene Ontology annotation, molecular function: protein dimerization activity. The coding region runs from base 1 to 1734 and encodes 577 amino acids. The transcript has 2 exons. The record is from RefSeq and is a predicted model, not a curated record.